GGGACACCAGGAUAUCGAGGUGACCCUGUGUUCCAACACCGUGAUGGAUUUCUACCGGAAAAUGCUGGUGGACCUGGAGGGUAUUGGCGAGGGAGUGGUAUCACUGACCAUCACAGCCAGGUGUCUUGUUCCUGAGCUGCAAGUGUACCCCCAAAUCCUGCUGUACGAUGAGUGCCAGCUGAAGGUGCCAUACCAGAGGAAGUUCCUCGUUGCAAAUAACACCGCCCUUCCCGGCUGCUAUGGGCUUAUUCCCCAGCAACGCGAGGAGGACUCUCCUGUGUUCUACUCCAGCCCCAAACCCUGUGGGAUUGUCCAGCCUCACAGCAUUGCAGAGAUUCCGGUUAUAAUCGAAGUCCAAACACUGGGCGAGCAUCGCACCAACAUUCUUAUUGGCGUGUUUGGGGAUGAGAGAAACCCACUGAGACCAGAUUUACGGAGCUCUGGACAGCUGGCAGAAAUCUACCCAAGUCCAAGGCUGAUAGAGUUUGGCAGGAUCCCAGCGCUACAGCCUACUUCACGAAGCUUUACCCUCUUCAACGAAGGUCUCGUCCCUACAGACUUCAGGCUAGAGAUUGCUUGCAAACCUCACUGCUAUGCCAUUGAACCCAGAGAAGGAGUGAUCCCUGCUAGGGGUGAGGUGCCUGUGACUGUCACAGCAACCCUGGAUGACACUGGGCUUUUUGCUGACAAUAUCCAGCUGUUCCUUGGGAACAGCCUUUGGACCUCCUGUGGGCUGGUGGCUUUGGGCACUGGCACCACAAUUGUCAUAGACAAGCCAUUUGCGCCAGAUCUCGACCUAGGAUACCAAUUCAGCCUCCUUCCCUGUAUUCAUCGGUUCAAAGUAACAAAUGGGGGCCACCAUUUCCAUCGGCUCUUCUGGAGCGUGGGAUGCUGCAGCCCACCUGAGGAGGAGGGCCAGGGCAUCUCAGCCCUCCAUAGCCCUAAAGAUGAUUACCAGAGCCCCAAAAGUGCUACCCCCGUGUUUGGGCUGGAGCCACUGUUGAAGGACCUGCAGCCAGGCGAGUCUGUGGACAUGGUGCUGCGAGGCUUCUCCCGCAUCCCGCAGGAGGUGCAGGAUUAUGUGUUGUGUGAAGCUGUCAUUGGGACAACCAGCAAGAAAGAGAAGAUAAUAGAAACUGUAAUUACCUGCGAGUUUAUUCACCCCUCUAUAGAAGCAUCAGCCAGAGAAUUCUCUUUCUGGGUGGAGAAGAAACCCAGUGAUGUCCUGACGCUGCAGUACCAGCCUUUGGCUUUAAAAAACACCUGCCUGCUGCCACUGGACCUUAUGCUGGACUUGGAGCAGCCAUUCCUGGUCUGUGAUGAGGACCAGCAGCCCCUCCCAGACGGCCAGCCUGUGACAGUGGAUGUAGGGGAGACCUGUCAUCUCUACAUUGCGUUUGAUCCAGCCUAUGAGCUGGAUUUUAAGAGCUGGAAAAAAGAGAGGGUUCUGAAGAUAGACAUGGUCAGGGGCCAUCCUUUUGUGGAGCGUAUCACCCUUCGGGGAGAAGUCCACUUCCCAAAUCUCCAAAUCCAGCCCGGCACCCUGGAGUUUGGCUGCAUCGUGGCUGGCACUGAAGAAGCGCGUUCUCUGGAGAUCACCAACUGCAGCCCACUUCCUGUCAAGUACCGCUGGUCAUUCCAUUCGGACAGCCAGGUGAACAACUUGAGGUAUGUGCACCUUUGUCCUUUCCCUGAAGCUCUUCUUCCUGGUGUCCUGUUUGUACUUGGCAAAGAACAAAGCUGUUGGCCUAGGAUCUGA
Vidua chalybeata is the source of this 1759-nucleotide messenger RNA. RefSeq names its product hydrocephalus-inducing protein-like. The coding region runs from base 44 to 1759 and encodes 571 amino acids. The transcript has 10 exons. Gene Ontology annotation, biological process: cilium movement; axonemal central apparatus assembly. Gene Ontology annotation, cellular component: axoneme. Lineage: Eukaryota; Metazoa; Chordata; Aves; Passeriformes; Viduidae. The record is from RefSeq and is a predicted model, not a curated record.